AUGGGCUUCUCUCGCGCCUUGGUUACGGCACUCACUUAUGGGUCUAUUGCCCAAGCCACAUACGAUGUCUUUGACUAUGUAGACCCAUUAAUUGGAACAACCAAUGGAGGACAUGUAUUUGCGGGCGCAACUCUUCCAUUCGGCAUGGCCAAGGCCGUAGCCGAUUCAGUAAACGAUAAUGCCGGCGGUUAUGCUUCAGAUGGCGGCCCCAUAACUGGAUUUUCUCAUAUGCACGACAGUGGAACAGGUGGUGGAGCUUCUCUUGGAAACUUUCCUCUGUUUCCGCAAAGCGGCUGUUCUGGCGGCAGUCUUGACAACUGCUAUUGGACCAAAAAUGACCGCCAAUCGAUGCCUAUCAACAGUUCUGUGGAGGCCCAUCCAGGAUUCUUUUCGGUUACUCUCAAUACUUCCAUCACAGCAGAGAUGACAGUGGCGAACAAAACAGCGCUAUAUCGAUUUACGUUCCCUGACGAGCCUGUGCCAAUGAAGGGAGGCGAUGCGACGGGCGCAAAUGCUAUCCCGUAUGAGCCAGUGAUUUUGGUCGAUCUGACAGAUCUGUCGGAUUCCAGAAGCAAGGGAAGCGUAAAAGUUGAUUCCAGCAGCGGGCGCAUUACUGGAUCGGGCACAUUCAACCCGUCUUUUGGAGUCGGCACAUACAACUUGUAUUUCUGUGCUGACUUCAAAGGAGCCAGCAUCAAGGACACUGGCGUCUUCCAGAAUAACAGAGCCGGAACAAACUUUAAGCAGCUUAAUACAGAGACCGCAACGGUUACAGGCCCACCUGUGCCCGGAGGUGCCUUUGUCCAGUUCAACAAACCCAGCAACAAUCAGAUAUUGGCCAGAGUAGGUUUGUCAUUCAUUAGUGUGAAUCAGGCAUGUGGCAAUGCCCAAUCCGAGAUUCCUAGCUUUGACUUUCAAGGUACUCUGGAUACGGCUGAGGACGCAUGGCGAAAGAAGCUGGGUGUUGUGCAAGUCGAUAAUACAGGGGUGGACACCGACAUCCUGACGACAUUUUAUUCGGGGCUUUAUCGAUCCAUGAUCUCUCCUCAGGAUUACACUGGAGAGAAUCCACUGUGGCAGAGCAGCGAGCCUUACUAUGACUCUUUUUACUGCAUCUGGGAUUCCUUCCGCAGCAUUCACCCGUUGAUUACGCUUGUCGACCCAUACAGCCAAACACAGAUGAUCCGCGGACUCAUUGACAUUUAUCGCCACGAGGGAAAACUGCCCGACUGUCGCAUGACUUUCUGUAAAGGCUGGACACAGGGAGGGAGUAAUGCAGAUGUGGUUUUAGUUGAUGCGUAUCUGAAAGGACUUCAUCAGGGUAUCGACUGGCAGACUGGAUACGAGGCGUUGAUCUCAGAUGCCGAAGACGAGCCUGUGAACUGGGGAAUUGAGGGACGUGGCGGCCUAUCCAGCUGGAAGACGCUUGGAUAUAUUCCCACUGAUGAUUUUGACCCUAAUGGGGUUGGUACCUUUUCACGAUCCAUCUCAAGAACCGUCGAAUAUGCUUACAACGACUUUUGCAUUGCCGAAAUGGCCCAGUCUAUCCACAAGACAGCUGAUGCAGAGAAAUAUCUUAAGCGUUCCAAAAACUGGAAGAAUAUGUGGAACCCGAACCAAAACUCAUACAUCUACGUCAACCAAUCUGACGGCUCGACUGGCUACGUCGACAGUGGCUUCUACGGAUUUUUGCAGCCAAGAUAUUUGAACGGCACAUUCGGCUAUCAAGACGCGAUGGAAUGUACGCCGAUGUUUAAUUUUGACUCCUGUUACUUGGUUCCUACUGGCCAUGAGACCUAUGAGGGCAGUAGCUGGCUAUAUACCUUCUAUGCUCCUCACGACAUGAGUGAUCUGAUCACCACUCUUGGCGGCCCAGAUACAUUCACCAAGCGCCUUCAAUUCCUUCACACGACUCCAAACUUGCUUUACUUUGGCGAUGAGCAGGCUUUCCUUCUGGUCUUUCUCUUUCACUAUGCUGGUCGUCCCGGCUUGUCUUCGUACUUUAGCCACCACUACAUCCCUUCCCUUUUCAACGCCGGCGUUGAUGGCAUUCCCGGCAACGACGACUCCGGCGCCAUGGGAGCUUUCAGCACUCUUGCCAUGAUGGGUAUGUGGCCAAUGGGCGGACAGAACGUCUAUCUCAUCUUGCCCCCAUACUUCCCAGAGGUGAGCAUCAAGAACGGCCUGACGGGCAAGACGGCGACGGUGAAGAACAUCAACUUUGAUGGAGGGUAUGAGAAUAUUUAUAUCCAAAGCGCGAAGCUGAACGGAAAGCCGUAUACGAAGAGCUGGAUUACGCAUGAUUUCUUUGCGAAUGGAGGCGUGCUGGAGUUGACGCUGGGGAAGAAUGAGAGCAGCUGGGGCACAAGCUCAUCUAGUCUGCCGCCUAGUUUAGAUCUAGACAUCUAG
Messenger RNA from Trichoderma atroviride IMI 206040, 2409 nucleotides. RefSeq lists its product as uncharacterized. Gene Ontology annotation, biological process: glycoprotein catabolic process; carbohydrate metabolic process; protein deglycosylation. The record is from RefSeq and is a predicted model, not a curated record. Gene Ontology annotation, cellular component: cytosol; nucleus. Gene Ontology annotation, molecular function: carbohydrate binding; peptide-N4-(N-acetyl-beta-glucosaminyl)asparagine amidase activity. NCBI's taxonomy places the organism in Eukaryota, Fungi, Ascomycota, Sordariomycetes, Hypocreales, Hypocreaceae.